Molecule: messenger RNA, 984 nt
Organism: Drosophila biarmipes
Lineage: Eukaryota; Metazoa; Arthropoda; Insecta; Diptera; Drosophilidae
Exons: 1
Coding region: 87-833 (248 amino acids)
Source: RefSeq, a predicted model, not a curated record
AUUCCCCCACCAACCGGUCAACAUACAACCACCUCUGAUCAACUGUUUAGUACUCUAUCUCAGACUGUUCCACUUUCUGAUCGAAAAUGAUGCAUCACCAUCGAAACUGCAAGGUAGCUGCGGAGAUUCUGCGCGACCUCUACGAGUCCUGGCUGAUCGUGGUCGCCGGGAUGUUCGUCAACUGGAACCACUGGCGCCUGCUGGCCUACGAUCCGCUGUCGCCGCUGGAUCCGCUGAGCAAGUUACCCAUGGGCGAGAACCAGCGCUGGGCGGGACUCUUCUUCGGCUGCGGCGUGAUCCUGGCCAUUCUGCAGUACCGGCCGCGCUGGGUCCGCCGGUGUCGCCACCGCGUCAGCCUGCUGAUGGUGCUGGCCGAGCUCGUGCUGGUGCUCCAGCUGACCGAGUGGACGGACCGCCAGCUGUGGCAGCCCUUCCUGGGCAUCGUGCGCGAGCUGUUCCUCGCCCUGGGAGGCGCCCAAUGGGGCUCCUGGAUCUUCGCCCACUUGCCCGCGGCGCGAUCCCUGCUCCUGAGUGGCGUCGCCUUCGACUUCUUUCGCCUGUUUGCCUCCUUCGCCAUCUUCAUCGCCGCCUUCGACUCCACGGCAGGCUGCUGGCGGGUGUCCGUGGAGUUCCUGCUGAUCGGCUACCUGCCGGAGACCUCAAUCAGGAGCCAACUCAUCCAGGAGAAGCACCGGAAGAGGUGUCUCGAGCGAACCAGGAAGGGCCUUCUGCCCACUCCGUCGCCCGAGAGCCUCAUUUACAAGCGCUUGUGCUACAUCUGUAUGCAGAAGAUGAACUCGGAGCACCUUGAUCCGGGAACCUCGGGGCUCUAGCAAACCCUAGGCCCGAGAACGAAAGCCAAUCAACCCACAAAAAAUUAAACGUUCCAAAAACAUGUUUGAAAGACACACCCCCACCCAAGGACACUCGGUUCCUUUCUUUAACUUGUGAUAACCUUAUUAUUUAAAAUAAAUUUUGUUGAGU